Molecule: messenger RNA, 678 nt
Organism: Centrocercus urophasianus (Greater sage-grouse)
Lineage: Eukaryota; Metazoa; Chordata; Aves; Galliformes; Phasianidae
Gene: HINT2
Product: histidine triad nucleotide binding protein 2
Exons: 4
Coding region: 131-613 (160 amino acids)
Cellular component (GO): mitochondrion; cytoplasm
Molecular function (GO): hydrolase activity
Source: RefSeq, a predicted model, not a curated record
UCCGUGCGAAGUCCACGAAUGAGGGAGCGCCUCCUGCCGCGCGUCUUGUCUCACUGCGGCCUGUGCCCACGAGUGCGGCCCCGACAUCGACUCGCGCCUCCCCUCGCCCAAUCCCCACCUCGCACCCCUGAUGUGCCCGCGUGGCCGCAGCGCGCGGUCCCCUCCCCACGCGCGCCGUGACAUCCCCGUGUGUCUCCAGCGCUGCCACUGCGCGGCCGGCGGGCAGGACGGAGAGGUGGGCAAGGCGCAGCGGGUGGCCGCCGAGGUGGGGACGGAGCCCACCAUCUUCAGCCGGAUCAUAGCCCGCAGCGUGCCGGCCACCAUCCUGUAUGAGGAUGAUGAGUGCCUGGUGUUCCGCGACGUGGCUCCGCAGGCGCCCGUCCACUUCCUAGUGAUCCCCAAGCGCCCCAUCCCUCGGCUGAGCCGCGUGGGUCCGCAGGAUGCGCAGCUUCUGGGACACCUGAUGGUGGUGGCAGCGCGCACGGCGCAGGCGGAGGGGCUGUCUGACGGCUACCGGCUGGUCAUCAACGACGGGAAGCACGGUGCCCAGUCGGUGUACCACUUGCACCUCCACGUGCUGGGCGGGCGGCAGAUGAACUGGCCCCCCGGCUGAGGUCCUCCGCCCCCCUUAGGUUACCCCUUAGGUUACCCCACAAUAAAGUUUCUUGGGGACAUGCA